GCCAUUAAUGAAGAAGAAGAAGAAGGAGAAACGUCACUCAGAGCUCAGCUGGCGGGAAAUACCAGUGCGACGAAGAUUCGUCCGUCAUCUGGGUCUGAAUCACGGACUUUAUGUUAACAUUAAACCUUUAUGAUAGAUAAAUUAAGCUUUUAAUAUACAUAUGUCAACGUGUGAAUAAGGCCCUUGCAGUCGGACAAGACAAUGGUUCAAAUAAUCAUACGGUAAGAUUAAAGUGAGUUUGUUUUCUACUGCCUGCAGGUUUUGUUUUGUUGUGGUUAAUGGUUCGUCUAUUACCUUCAUGGAUUUGCAAUGAAUCAAUGAAAUGACACAGACAUCAUCUAAAUCAAUACAGUGCAAUAUUGAAACACCAGUCAAUGACAGUUUUGGAUUUGAUAUUCUGUUAAGGGGGGAUAAUAGGCUAAAAAUGUGUUAUCAUAAGACCGAUGAGGGACCACGUCAAAAUUCCCAUAAUCGGCCAACCGAUUAAUCGUACUAUCCCUAGUACAUAUAGAGCUUAAGCAUAAUAUGCUGUGUUUUAACACGGGAACAAUACGGGAAUCCAAAGUAAAAACAGUACUGUACUGUGCCUCUGGGUGGAAAUAUACCUUCCAUAUUAAAUAUACAUGUGCCCACUGCCCACGUUGACAUGAUCGUUAUUGUUUACUCGAUGUCCUAUUUUAUAGUGGUAGGCACUUAAGAAAAAGUUUCACAUUUUAAUGUUGAGUGACCUCCCUUUCAACAGUCCUCUGACAUUAUGCUUUAGACCAAGUCUGUAAACUCGUUCUCGGGUAUCUUGGUAUAUGAUAAUUUGUGUGUCUGUGCUCCUGUAGAGGCAGUGUGGAUGGCAGCAGUCCUCCAGAAUGGCUGCUGAUUGAACUUCAGGGAGAGAUGGUUUCCAGACACAACUCAAGUCUGGCUGGAAAUGUGAUGGGUGACCUGCUCUACACUAAAGAGGUAUGUAAUGGGCAUUUGCAGCUACAGAUGUGGAAAUACAUCAGAGUUCAGAUUAAACUAAAACCCUCCUUUUCACCUGUAAGGCAUUUUAUACCUAUAUGUAAAAUAAGUACAAAUAGAGAUAGAAAUGUUUUAAAAAAGGCCCAGGGUUAGCAUAAACAUUACCGUAAAGUGUUGGUGAAAAUCCAGCGGUCCACCUUCCUUUGUGCAGCAACAGGAAAGGUCCCCAUGAUCCAAGUCUAGUAAUAGAUUUUAGAACUUUCCUCUUCAGCAGGUAAACAGCCUCAGUGUAUGCUCCUGGUGAUGAGACUUUCAGCUGUUUUUAGUGACCCAGGUCAUUCAGCUCAGCAAGAACCAGCUCUUUUGGCUCCAAAACAGCUAUUAAGAGUGCAUUUUUGCCCUCAUGAGCCUGCCAUCACAGCCAAGCUAUUCACAACUUGCACAUGCUUCUUACCCCAGUGAAGUUAGCUUCUUUUCCCGAUUUAAUUUUUUACAGUGUUGGAUGAAGGAUUGCACAGAUGAGCAGAUUACAUGUCGCUUUUUCACAAGCUCACUAUGUAGUUUUUUUUGUAAUAUAUUGGCAUUUUAUACAAGUAAACCCACAAAAGACAAAUGCAAUUCAUCAGUUUGGGUUCAUGUCAUUAAAAACUUGAGCUUCAAGUUUGUUUUUUUUUUUUUCUGAAUUAUGUAUGGGUCCAUUUUUUUGUGUAUAAAUGAGGAAACCAUGUGCCUCAGCUGUUCUUCCUUCUCCUUCCACUAGGGGGUGCCAGUGCUCAUUGUUGGACAUCAUAUUCUGUAUGGGAAGCAGGUCAAACUGGAGAAACCAUUUGCUGUCCUCACCAAGCACCCCGGGCAUUUACAGGACAGUCUGGGUGGCCAUGACAACAGUGAUGUCACACAAACUCCCAUGGAAACAGACCAGCAAGCACCCACCACCACCUCAUACUCUGUGACUGCUCUUAUUAAAAGGAAGCUGAUCUUCAAGACUCGCCCAAAACCGAUCAUUACAAACGUUCCCAAGAAGGUCUAGUUAGGCUGUUGGACUUUUUAAUUGAUAUAUGAUUUGCAGUUGACCAGGGACAAACCCUGUAUUGAUCAUACUAUCAGUGUGUCACCUGAGCAGAUUCUAAAGCUGAAAUUCAUGACUUAUUAAAUGCAGUUUUAUAGGAUACACCUCUCUGAUAAGAAUCAUUUCCCGAUUGGAGUCCUGAGGGAUUGUCUCUGCAGCUUUUGGAUAAAAACAAAACAAAUGGAUGUGACAACAGAAGUUUUUAUCUUCAUCUUUCAAAACCAGACCUCUGGAUCUCAGUGUUAAGUCUAGAGGAACUUGUGAGAGACAUGCACGGUGGGGAAAAUGAGUUGGUGUUUUGCGUUUCUUUCAAUACAUCAUAAAUACAUCAUUAGAGGCAGAAUCUAAAUCUCUAAAAUACUCUCAGCCCUGUCUGUAGAAACUGCAGCAGAGCAUUCAAACAGCAAACAGCUGUAUACAAUCGGUUAUGUUGAGUUAAUGUCAUGCUGUUAUAAGAGAAGAUCAUUUGUUGAAUAAAGCAGCUUACAGAAUACAGCUGACAAAAUGAUGAUUUUUAUUCGUUUGACAUCAAGUGCCUGAUUCAGAAAAACACAAACUAGUCAGGCGUUGGAUUUUCUAGCUGUACAUUAAUUGAAUGUACACUCAGCCAGUGAGACGGUGAUUAGGGAUUUAGACCAAGAGGACUGCGGCGUGAACCCCAUCGUGAAAGAUGAUUGGACCAACGCUUGCUAAGAGCUGACUCUUGGUCUCAUGAUAAUCUUAAUGCAUAUUCAUCAGGGUUCAUCAGGAUUCACGCCGACUGAAUGCCAAUGAGUGCAUUUACAUGUUCCCUAGUAUCCACAGGCUGAGCUUUACACCAGAUUUCAUCUAAUUCUGGAUAUGAAUUACAUGUGGUGAUGAGGAACCUGCAUUUCCCUUUAUCUACAACCACAACAGGUUUUAUAAUCAGUCUGAGCAGUUGUGCUUUUUGAAGAUUUUUACGAUGUUUUUAUACACAACAUACAAACCUCAUCUUAUUCAUUGGUGUGAAUGUGUAUAUCCUCUAUGUUUGGAUAUAAAAAUGAAGAAUAUAUGAGUUGACACAGAAUCAGACUCAAAGCCAGGAUGAGAUAAUGCAGAGAUAAAAGCAGCACCCAUCAGGCAACUAACAUUUGGAGUAUGAAAAGCAAAUCUUUGUAGAUCCAGGUUUCUUGCCCUUCCUUGUGGGGGUGCGGGUUUUCCAUUACCCAUCUUUUCUCAUUGUCCUACUUGUGUCUGCUUGAAAAUUUUAAAUUAGUUUUGAUCUGCCUGUUAUAUCACUGCACAAAAAGAAAAAGUAAAUUGUAUGAUCAGCUGAAAAAAAACAUUUUAAGGGGCAUUCACAUUGUGUUACCCCUCUAAAAUCUACCUUUCAAACAUGUUUCCAGGAUAUUUACAGCCUGUAAGUCUGUAGGAUGAGGGUGGGUCUCAUGCUGAGGUGUAAAGAAGUAAAAAGCCGCCCUGUUUUCUGCAAGGUUGAUGAAGGGGGCGAUUCAUUUAGCCGCUGUACCGCUCCUGUCCCCUGUGCUCAGCAGACACCUCCCACAAACAAACACACACACACGUGCAGGCAUGCUGGCAACACGGGUGAAAGUGGUUACUAUAUCCAUGUUGUUAAAGUCAAAUCUCAGCGUACUUUUAUAACUGGUUUUGAUUGAUCAAGUCCUUUUUUUCAAACCAUCCAAGUACCUCUAAAACUGUGUUUGAGUUAAAUGGUUAAAACAAGGGUAGAGCCAAUUUAGAUAUGACUGCCCCUAGAGUAUGACCAUGUGAUAUGAAUCCAUAAAGAAUAAUGGAGGAAUAUGGGAAUUAGAAUAAGAAACAGAGGAAAACAAAUACUGUCCUCAUAAUUAAGAUUCAGAUCAAAUGAAAUCAUGUAAAUAAAUCGACUAAAGUAGAAAUUGUAGAAAAAGCAAGCUUGUAACAUUUUUUUUCAGACACAGCUCAGUGUCUGUACACGGCUGAAUAGAUUAGAUCAUGGAUUAAGGUGAAUACAACUGAAUAAAAUCACAUAAAGACAUAAAAAGCUUAGAAAUUUUCCAUUUUUGGACAUGUGUUCUGGAAAAAAAUGCUUUUGCACUAUUAUGAAUAACAAAUAAAGCUGUUCUCCAUGCAUACUUACUUUUCUUAAGUAUUUUUUUUUCUUUUAAAUUCUCCUUGUUGCAGUAGUUGCGGGUUUAUGUGUUGGAGAGAGAUUUAAAUGAGAGAGAUGAAAAGAAUCAUCAUAAGACUAAACUCAAAAUCUGACCCUGGUAGUUGCAAAAACACUCAAUUUGAGGAGUUAUUUGCAUACACAUUUAAAAAAGUUCAAGCAUCCCGGUCAUGUAGG
Molecule: messenger RNA, 4331 nt
Organism: Xyrichtys novacula (pearly razorfish)
Lineage: Eukaryota; Metazoa; Chordata; Actinopteri; Labriformes; Labridae
Source: the annotation of a GenBank genome assembly